AUGACCAAAGUUUCUCCGGUCGUUACUCCUUCAUUAUCCUCUGCACUUGUUUUAGAAACUCCUUCAAAUCUCAGAAGAGUAUCAACUAGCUCUGUUCAAAGCUUAGCCAGUGUUAUCGCAAGUGCAGCGUCUUCUGUGUCUUCUAUCCCCUUUUCAGGAGAGCCAGAAGUUGUAAAGGCAGAGGGUUUGCGGCACGCGAGCAUAUUUUUGGAUGCAAGGCAGUACAAGAAGUCUUCCUUCUUGGUGCACCUCCUUGAAUGCAUACGGUCGUUAAAUGUUCCUUCAUGGAGCAGUCCAUUAAUCACAGCCGAAGAGCUUGUGAUACACAAGGUCUCCGGUUCAUUGACAAACGCAGUCUUCUUUGUUUCUUGUCCUUCGAUCAAGGAAACCAUCACCAUCCUUCUUCGAAUUUAUGGACCAUCAUCAGACUCGUUAAUUUCACGCCCCAGAGAGCUCAAUACCCUUCAUAUCCUCUCUUCUCGCUUCAACUUGGGCCCGAAAGUAUAUGGAACUUUUGAGAAUGGUCGAAUGGAAGAAUACUUCCCUUCAAAGACACUGACUGCUGAAGACAUGCGCGAUCCGCAAAUUAGUCGAUGGAUUGGAGCUCGCAUGUCCGAGCUUCAUUCAGUCCCGAUUGAAGUGAUUGAGGAAAGUUCACCUGGAAAAGGCGGAGAGGGUAACGGAUGGCAACUUGGAGCAAAGAGGAAUGUCAGGUCGUGGCUCGCACCUGCCAGAGAUGUUCUGAUGCACCCAACUAUACCCCAAUCUGUGCGGGAUGAGUUCAAUCUGGACAAAUUCCAACAGCAAUGGGAAAGCUAUCUUAAAUGGCUUUCCAAUGUAGAUGACGUGCAUAAUGGUAGCAGACGGGUAUUUGCACACAACGAUACACAAUAUGGCAAUUUACUCAGACUCGAGGAUGCAGAGGUGUGGACUCGUGCUCCACAUCGCCAGUUGAUCGUGGUUGACUUUGAAUAUGCCUCACCCAAUCCGGCGUCGUUUGAUAUUGCAAAUCAUUUCAUUGAGUGGACUUACAACUAUCAUACUUCGACUCCUCAUCUACCGGAUGAGAGUCGCUAUCCUACAGCACGAGAACGUGAAAAUUUUUACCUAUCUUACCUCGAACAUACCGGCACCUCUCCCGGGAAUAUGUCGCAGCAAGCUCAGAGUCUCGAAAAUCAAGUGCGCUACUGGACCCCAGCUUGUCACGCAAUGUGGUGUAUGUGGGGCAUUGUACAAUCUAGAGACGACGUUAUCAACGACGUCACAGAACCUGAGUUCGACUACGUGGGCUAUUCGCGUUUUCGAUUAGCCGCAUUCCGACGAACUAUUGCAGCUUUGGGAAUUAUUUGA
Molecule: messenger RNA, 1350 nt
Organism: Lentinula edodes (shiitake mushroom)
Lineage: Eukaryota; Fungi; Basidiomycota; Agaricomycetes; Agaricales; Omphalotaceae
Product: protein kinase subdomain-containing protein PKL/CAK/ChoK
Exons: 4
Coding region: 1-1350 (449 amino acids)
Biological process (GO): phosphatidylethanolamine biosynthetic process; phosphatidylcholine biosynthetic process
Cellular component (GO): cytoplasm
Molecular function (GO): choline kinase activity; ethanolamine kinase activity
Source: RefSeq, a predicted model, not a curated record